Messenger RNA from Nannizzia gypsea CBS 118893, 1566 nucleotides. RefSeq lists its product as hypothetical. Gene Ontology annotation, molecular function: histone H3K79 methyltransferase activity; histone binding. Gene Ontology annotation, cellular component: nucleus; nucleosome. Lineage: Eukaryota; Fungi; Ascomycota; Eurotiomycetes; Onygenales; Arthrodermataceae. The coding region runs from base 1 to 1566 and encodes 521 amino acids. The transcript has a single exon. The record is from RefSeq and is a predicted model, not a curated record. Gene Ontology annotation, biological process: regulation of transcription regulatory region DNA binding; DNA damage checkpoint signaling; subtelomeric heterochromatin formation.
AUGGGCUUCUUCGACCACCUUCAGAAGAAAGGGACGGGCGUGAUACAGGCUCAAAAGGCCCAGAUACGGAAAGUCGAAUGCAAACCGCCCAUCGUCAGGUCCUCGUCGGCCCCAUCACACCCCGUGAAACCCCCCUCUGCUCGCGCGCACUCCGAAUCUUCCGCCAAACGCACCGUCACCUCACCACGAAAGCCGAACUUAUCUGACUCUACCGGGGCUGUGAGGAAGAAGGCUUCUUUUCCGAGCAAGUCCGAUCACCUAGCAGUUAACCCACCUCGUUCGAGGUCCGUGUCCCGCAAGCGAUCGUCCCCCGCAGUCCAGCAACUUGUUAGCAGUAGCGAUGAGAGCGAGACCGAUGAGUCACUGGAUAUCCGGCUGUCGAAGAGGACAAAGGUGAGCGCGAGCGCGGAGCCGGAUUUAAAACGCCAGUUACGCUCUGAGGUUGCGUUUUCUGAGUCUGCCGAACGGUCGUUCCCCAUGGUCCAUGCUUUGGACAUAGCAUCUGUCGAGAAGAAGACUCCUGGAUUCAGAAAUGCAUUUAAAGAGCCCAAUGGAUGCACGACCAUAGCACUUCAAUAUCCCACAUACUCGCAGAGGGAGAGGUAUCAGCUGGUUAUACCCCGAGAAAACGACGGGUUCAAACCGUUGGAGGAUAUUGUGCAGGUAGUCGAGACUGUAUCACAUAACUACAUCCCCGAGGACCAGAUAUCUCUCUUCACUGAUGACUCCACUGGCUAUAUCCGUCUUUUGCGGCGUGCAAUCAAACAGGAAUCACCAAAGGAUUUCUGGAAUGCGGUGAAGGCAUAUAAUGAAACGAUAAGACGGCUUCGGGAUGAAGGUGUUAUCGCCAAACACCUCGAUGCGAUGCAUUCGCUCUCCCUGCCGUGGGUGGAGCGCAUUUUAACCCAGGUGUAUAGCCGGACCGUCUCUCUGCGCGUGGAAUCACUGAAAAAGUAUGAGAGCGGAACUGAUAACGUCUAUGGAGAGCUCCUACCCCGCUUCAUCUCAGAUAUCUUUCAAAAGACGCAUUUAAAAUCCGACCAGGUAUUUGUUGACCUGGGCUCUGGCGUGGGCAACGUUGUCCUCCAAGCCGCCCUAGAAGUUGGCUGUGAAAGCUGGGGCUGUGAGAUGAUGCAAAAUGCCUGCGACUUGGCUCGACUGCAACAGGCUGAAUUUAAAGCCAGAUGUCGAUUAUGGGGCCUCUCGUCGGGCAAAGUACAUUUAGUCCAAGGAGACUUUUUGGAUAACGAACGCAUCGCGAAGGCUCUUCGGCGGGCAGAUGUUGUUCUUAUUAAUAACCAGGCAUUCACCCCUGAGACGAACAACAUGAUAAUCAAUCUCCUGCUUGACCUGAAAGAAGGUUGCCGGAUUGUCUCGCUCAAAUCCUUUGUUCCAGCCGGGCACAAGAUGCAGGCCCGAAACCUCAACUCACCUAUUAACCUGCUUUCAGUUGAGAGGCAUAACUACUGGUCUGACUCUGUUAGUUGGACUAAUGCUGGGGGCACCUAUUUCAUUGCGAAAAAGGAUAGCUCCAGGCUCCGAGCAUUCUCAGACGCUCUUUUAUAA